AUGAAGUUACCUAAAACUCCUGCUUUCAAAGAAGAAAAAAUUGCAGCCUAUGUCAAUUCAGCACCCAAUACUGGUCAGAAAAUAUCCGCACCCAAAGAGGCUAUUAAAUAAAGCCACCGCAAGAAUAUUUCUGUUGAGGAUGAAAAAAAUAUAAAGCGUACUCUCUUCAAAGUUGAUUAAGAAUAAUAAAAAGCACAUAAUACAAACUCAACUUUAACCAUGAAUAGCAGUAAUUCGCAAGAGAACUAUUUUCAAGUCUAGUUUUCAACAAUUAAAACAGAGCGUAGUAAAUAAUAAACAAAUAUUUAGUCUGAGCAGUCAAACAAUAUGAGCAAGAGGAAUCAAAAUAGUUAGGCUUAAAAUUAAGGAAAUAUCAAUAUUUAGAAUUCUUCAAGCAUGAAUAAUUUCAUCAAACAAGAAAAUAAUCAUUUGCCUGUUAGCAACGCAUAUCAGGGAAUGAAUCAAAAUUAGCGAUAGAUUAAGCAUGAGUAGUAAUUUAAUUAGCAGUAUGCAGUAGGCACCCGCCAUCAGGGUUAAUCGAGGGCAGAAGAUCUUGGGUUGAAGACCAGACAAGAUAAUAGUUUAGGUGAGCUGACCAGAAAAUUCAUAGCACUUAUUCAAGAAUCUGAAAAUAAGAGUGUUGACCUAAAUGAUGCAGCAAAGAAACUAGAGGUGCAAAAACGACGUAUCUACGAUAUUACUAAUGUACUUGAGGGCAUAGGACUCAUUGAGAAAACCAUUAAAAAUAAAAUUAGAUGGAAAGGUACUCAGUCAUUACUUAAUCAUUCAAUAGCAUCACAAUCCUAAAAAAAUGGAAUUUCCUAACACCAAACAAAUCUUCAACAGCAUCAAAUAAACAAUUAGUAGGCAUCUUUUAAUGGAGUUAAUAAUCAUCAACUUGAGAAAAGUAUUCGAGAUUAAGAGCAAGAAUUGCAAACCUUGAUGUAAGAAGAGAAAAUGGUAGACAAUUUCAUUAAGGAUCUCUAGAAUGAACUUGGGUAAAUGUCUAGAGAUAGAGCUUAUGGAGAAUUUGCAUACUUAACAUUCGAAGAUAUAUCUUCUUUGAACUAGGAUUCUGAAGAUAUACUCAUUGCUGUUAAGGCUCCACUAGGCACUAAGAUUGAGAUGCCUGAUCCUGAGUAAUUGUUUGAGUACUUCUCAGCGAUGGGUUAUGGUGCUGAUGAAAUCAAGUAAUAUUAAGUGAACAUUACAGCUUCGAAUACUAAUCAAGAAUUAGGAGCAGUAGGAAAUAAUGAGAUACAGGCAUACAUUAUUGACGAGCACCUAGCUUAUCAUGGUCUAAACCAAGCUGGUAACCAGGAUGUUGUGAUGGACACUGAAGAGUUCUAAGAGGAUAAAGAUAAUGAUUGUAAUAAUAAUGAUGUUAUGAUUAAUGAUAACAGUUAAAGCAACGAUAAUUAAAUUACAAAAACCAAGAUCAAUAUUCUUACAGAUAAUCAGUAGACAUUUGAAGAUGCAAAAAUUAGCUCAAUAACCAAUGUUUAAAGUAAUGCAUUUGACAGAUCUCAGAACGAAUUGAGGUCAUAAGUUAAAAGCAAUGGUCAUUAACAGAAUAACAAUAAUAAAGAUGAAUGUCUCAAUGACUUUAUGACUGAUAACAUGAUUUUCUUCAAAAAUAUUUAGAGUUUAUAAAAGAUGUAUGAUGAUGGCCUUACAUCAUCCUAGGGCCAUGAUUAUAAUUAGAUUUACUCAUUAUCAACCUCAAGCAACACCAUUUUCAAUUCUGGAAUUAAUAUGAAUAGCAAUUAAAACAAUAGAGAGACUCUUAAUAAUGAGGGUGUUCUAGAGCUAAAAAUGCUCUGA
Molecule: messenger RNA, 1824 nt
Organism: Stylonychia lemnae
Lineage: Eukaryota; Ciliophora; Spirotrichea; Sporadotrichida; Oxytrichidae
Source: the annotation of a GenBank genome assembly